GGUGCGCGCGCUUCCUCGCGCACGCGCGCACGGAUGGGGCGACGACUGCGGUGACGCUGCUGCGGCGGGCGGGCGGCAGCGCGUGUGGCGCGCAAUUUCCCCGUGUCUUGGGAGCAGUGCCUGGGCUCCCGCUGCCCACGCCGCCGCCAUGUCGGGCCGGUCCGUCCGGGCCGAGACCCGCAGCCGGGCCAAGGACGACAUCAAGAAGGUGAUGGCGGCCAUCGAGAAAGUGCGGAAAUGGGAGAAAAAGUGGGUGACUGUGGGUGACACAUCCCUUAGGAUAUUUAAGUGGGUUCCUGUGACAGACAGCAAGGAGGUAAGGGUGGAAGAAAAUCAAAACGACAAAAAGAAAGAAAAGUCAAAGUCGAACAGUUCAGCAGCCCGGGAACCUAAUGGCUUUCCCUCUGAUGCUUCAGCCAAUUCCUCUCUCCUUCUUGAAUUCCAGGAUGAAAACAGCAACCAGAGCUCUGUGUCUGAUGUCUAUCAACUCAAGGUGGACAGCAGCACCAACUCGAGCCCCAGCCCCCAGCAGAGCGAGUCCCUGAGCCCAGCACACACCUCUGACUUCCGCACAGAUGACUCCCAGCCUCCUACUCUGGGCCAGGAGAUCCUUGAGGAGCCCUCUCUGCCUGCCUCGGAAGUUGCUGAUGAACCUCCCACCCUCACAAAGGAAGAACCAGUUCCACUAGAGACACAGAUUGCCGAGGAAGAGGAAGACUCAGGUGCACCACCCCUGAAACGCUUCUGUGUGGACCAAGCCACAGUGCCGCAGACAGCAUCAGAGAGCUAGCAGCAUCCUCACACCCUUUGCCUCCUGGCCCCCUGCCUCUAUUUAUUGCAUUCUGGUUCUGGCCAUACUGUGUUGCUGGGGUAAGGGCAAGCACUGGGGUCCAGAGCCCGCACAUAGGAGCCUUCUGGGUUGGAAGGCUGACAUAGGACUUGGAGUUGCAGCAUCAUCUUCCUGUCCCUGGCACCUGUGUUUGCUUGCUCCUGGGAAGAGAAGUGCUCAUGUCCUUUUCACGUCCCAAUUAGGCUGGAGCAUCGGCUAUCCCAGGGUUCAUCUGUCACCUCCAGGUAGCAGUCUCUGCUCCAGAACCUCUGGACUGAGCUGCUGGCGCUUCUACAAGAGGAAAGAGAUGUGGAAGGCACCCUCUCGAGAAGAGAGUGCCUUGAUUACUUGAACUUGAAUGGAGACUAUAGCUUCAUGGACUUGCCCACAGGACUAGGGGCCCUGUAGGCUGAUGUUGGAGAAUGCCGGGGUAGAGACUGGAGGGAAGGGAAGGGUUUUUCUCCACCGAAGGGCAGGAAAGUCCAUACAGAUUUCUUACUGUCCUGGCACUUCUGCCCAUUCCUGAGGCUCUCCUGCCUCUCAUGGGCUCUCUAACUGCUGACAGUCCUUUGUCCUGACCAUAACCACCCCCUGCCUCAAUACGCACACAUGCAGCUUUCCUUGUUUUCACCUGUACAUUUCAUUCCAGCAACCCCUGCUUCCUGCCACAGACUCUGCCCCAGCAAGAAUUUGAGGUUCUGACAAAAGUACCCAUCCCCCACAAUGCUCCUUCAGCUCAGCCUUUCUAGAAAGUUCCCUUUGAAAUCUGCAUGUUUAAUUGAACUUUGUGAUUUUAUUUUUUGUUUCAAAAAAAGUUUAAGAAAAUGGAAAUGGGCAGCAGUGAGUGAAGACAUAUUUUAGCACUGAAUAGAGUAUUUUUAAAAUUAAAGUAUUUGAAAUAUG
Molecule: messenger RNA, 1732 nt
Organism: Manis pentadactyla (Chinese pangolin)
Lineage: Eukaryota; Metazoa; Chordata; Mammalia; Pholidota; Manidae
Gene: BCL7B
Product: BAF chromatin remodeling complex subunit BCL7B
Exons: 6
Coding region: 149-790 (213 amino acids)
Source: RefSeq, a predicted model, not a curated record